Molecule: messenger RNA, 1211 nt
Organism: Lampris incognitus (smalleye Pacific opah)
Lineage: Eukaryota; Metazoa; Chordata; Actinopteri; Lampriformes; Lampridae
Exons: 8
Coding region: 1-1080 (359 amino acids)
Biological process (GO): S-methylmethionine cycle
Molecular function (GO): zinc ion binding; S-adenosylmethionine-homocysteine S-methyltransferase activity
Source: RefSeq, a predicted model, not a curated record
AUGAUCGCUUUGGACCAGUUAUUUUUUAAACAGUGUACAUCAACGGUUAGUUUUGUUUUUAUGAUAUACAACUUAAGUGCCCGCUGCUACAGUUUCUCGAUGUCUUCUCUGGCUUGUACAGAGUUUUACAAAAAAGAUGGUCUUCUAAUCCUAGAUGGAGGGCUGGCUACUGAACUCGAAGCACAAGGUCUCAAGUUACAGGGGGAUCCUCUGUGGAGUGCCAGGAUUUUGCAUAGUAAUCCCCAGGCUAUAAGAGAUGCACAUUACAGAUUCCUUCUCAGUGGUGCUGAUGUUAUCACAACAGCCACAUACCAAGCAAGUAUUGUGGGUUUUAUUGAGCACCUUGACAUGACAUCAGAACUUGCCAGCGAGCUGCUAAUGUCUGGAGUUCAUCUGGCAAAAAAGACAGUGAACCAAUAUGUAUCUGAAAAACAUCCUAUAGAAAGAAAGAACCCUCUAGUUGCAGGCUCUGUGGGACCCUAUGGGGCAUUUCUGCAUAAUGGUUCAGAGUACUCAGGGGCUUAUGCAGAUAAAAUGAGUAUUGAGGAGCUUAAAGCUUGGCAUCGGCCACAUAUCAGCUGUUUGGCUGCAGCAGGAGCUGAUCUUAUUGCUUUGGAGACAAUCCCAAGUAUUAAAGAGGCAGAGGCUCUGGUGGACUUGCUCAAAGAAUUUCCUAAUUCAAAAGCCUGGCUCUCCUUCUCUUGUAAGGAUGGGAAGUGUAUAUCUGAUGGUAGCCCAUUCACAGAGGCUGUCAAGAUUGCCAAUAGAUCCAGGCAGUUGAUUGCUGUGGGGGUCAAUUGCUGUACACCAACUUUGGUUAAGCCCAUCCUGGAGUCUGCCAGGUUACUGCUAAAUCCAGAUCUUUGCUGGGUUGUUUACCCCAACAGUGGAGAAGAGUGGGAUAAAGACCAUGGGUGGCGUACAGCAGGGAAAACAUCAAUAGAUGAACUGAGUAUUGAAUGGAUGAAGCAAGGUGCAGGACUGAUAGGAGGCUGCUGUCGAAUCACUCCUGCUCACAUUGCUGAGUUAAGGCAACAACUACAAGGACGCCAUAGAUUCCAAGCUUCAGUUAUGGAAUAACAUUAAAAAAAUAUAACUUGUACAAAUAAUUUCAAACUCAAGAUUUCAUGCAGAAAUAAACGUUUCUUUUUCCUUUCUCCUGUCUGAAUGAAAGCGAUCCUGGGAGAGGAUGAUUGAUUCAGGACUUUCUA